AUAAACAAACGGCUGACAGCUGUUUGAAUAAGUUUGAAGGUGACAAAAACCAAGCGUAAAUUUUUCACAAAACCCAUUGUAUAUUCAUAAAAUAAUAUCUGAAAGUGUAGAAUAUGGACGUUUACAAUCAUUAGAAAGUGUACUGAGUACAGUGUACGUUAAAUAAUGAGUGUGUAUUUUGUUUCUGAGCAUUUGUUGUAAUUGUUCAAAAUGUAUACUCUCAAGGGUAUAUUUCCAGAACCAAAAAAGGAGCAGAAAAAAAACUUCAUAAGGGAAAACAUGAAACAGCUUAAAUAUAUUCAGGGCAAGUCGCCCAAAGGGUCACAACAAGGUCUGACGAGCGUCCCUCCGCGGCUCUCCAGGCAGCCAGCCGUAGCCCUCAGUAAAGUCAAGUCCUCGCCCUCCAGCAAGAGCGGCAAAGCUACCCUCUCACUUGGGAAAACCAUAGUCAACUCUCGGAAGAAAUUCACCGAUGUCCGAAUAAAGAAAGGUGAUAUGGCCGAGUUCUUAGAGAGAAAAGAGAGACGUGCCAAGCAAGUAAAAGAAGAAGAGACAGAGGAAGAGGAUGUCAAAUCAUCAGCUUCAUCUGGAUACCUCAAAGAUAUAGGUUGUCAGACUAUCGAGUCGGCUUUAGCCCAGCAACUAAACGAAUGCACUAAACUUACUAUGAUAUACCCUAAGAAAGACGAUGAGGAAGCUAAGUUGAAAGCGAGCGGGGACUCUGGCCACCAUAAUCAAGUGACAACGCCUAAGGGACGUAAGGGUAGUGAUGAGACGAAUAUUGAUUUGGAGCGGAAUCGCAGUAGGCUAAAUGCAAUAUUGGAAAGGAAGGACAAAGACAACAAAGAUCCUUAUCUGCCAUCAGGCUAUCAGCGCGGCGUGGUGCCGGCGUACCUGCGCGCGCGCGGGGGGGCGGGGGGGGGCGCCGAGCCGGGCGAGGAGUGCCCGCCCGGGCACGUGGCGCUCCCCGACCAGGAGCGCCGGGAGACGCUGCGCAUGCUCAGGAAUAGUUUUGCAGAGUUAGUAAGCGAACUAAACAAGAUGCCCGUCAAAACCGACACCCUCCGCAUGCGGAACCGCAAGAUGGAGCUCGAGAAACAGCUCGCCAAGCUCGAGGAAGGCAUCAAGGUCUUCUCGAGGCCCAAGGUCUUCGUUAAAAUCGGGGAAUAG
Messenger RNA from Cydia amplana, 1170 nucleotides. RefSeq lists its product as uncharacterized. The record is from RefSeq and is a predicted model, not a curated record. The coding region runs from base 211 to 1170 and encodes 319 amino acids. NCBI's taxonomy places the organism in Eukaryota, Metazoa, Arthropoda, Insecta, Lepidoptera, Tortricidae. Gene Ontology annotation, cellular component: cytoplasmic microtubule. The transcript has 4 exons.